AUUCAGCGCUGGUCCGUCCUGUUAGCAGCGGCUCUUGAGCGGCACCACCCGCCGAACAAAACUGUCCCGGGCCUGGCAGACGUCUUGUCCCCGCCGGGGUUCGGUUGUUCCCCUCUGGGCACUGGAAGGAGCUUAAGUUAAAUAGCGAGGAUUUUAUUGGUGGAGUUAUUGUCCGAUAAAGGAAUGCGAGUCGCGGACGGGAGGAUCCAGCGGAGAAAGAGUUUGUCCAAAGCUUCUGUCAGGAGGUUGUGAUACCAUCAUCCACCUUAUUUUCUGACUUGAUUUCUCACUCCAGCCAUGGCUCACCGGUCUCAAAGUUCAUCAGUGGGUGAUAACCCUCUAGAUCCAAACUUUCUGCCUCCACACUACCGCGAGGAGUACCGUAUUGCUAUUGAUGCUCUCCUAGAAAAUGACAUUCAGGGCUAUCUGGAGUUUCUUCAGACUGCAGAUGUCCCCAGUUUCUUGGCACAACCAGAAAUUCAACACAUCAAGGGCACAAACCAAGGCCAAAGCCACAGCUCCAGUGUGACUGAUUUAGCACUCACAUAUCAUGACAAAGGAUUUGAAGCUGAUGGAUCCUCAGACACCUAUUGGCCUGUGCAGUCAGACUUGGCAGCCCCUGGACUGGAUCUGGGCUGGCCUCUUCCACAACAUAGUUUUAUUGGGCCAACAGAGGUCACCACUCUGGUCAACCCUUCAGACCCCGACAUGCCAAGCAUCAAGGAACAAGCCCGAAGACUUAUUAAAAAUGCACAUCAAGUUAUUGCAGUUGUGAUGGACAUGUUUACAGACAUUGAUAUAUUUAGUGAUCUUUUAGAUGCAGCAGGUCGACAUGUUCCUGUUUACAUUCUCCUUGAUGAGCAGGAUGCCCCACAUUUUGUCUCUAUGGUUAAUAAUUGCAAAGUAAACUUGGAAUUCAUUCCUAUGAUGCGAGUCAGGACUGUUGCAGGGGUAACAUACUACUCUCGUACUGGAAAAACCUUUAAAGGACAGGUGAAAGACCGCUUUCUACUUGUGGACUGCCGAGCUGUACUUUGUGGAAACUACAGUUUCAUGUGGUCCUAUGAGAAGAUCCAUCGCAGUAUUGCCCACCUCUUUCUUGGAGAACUUGUAACUACAUUUGAUGAAGAGUUUCGUAUCCUGUUUGCUCAGUCAGAACCUUUAGUGGUGGACCCAUCAUCAGAUGCACUUAUGUUAUCUGACUGUAGCAGCACUGGCAACUACUUAAGCAACCAAUUUGGAUUAAAAAGGACUCAAUCUUUAAGAAACCCCAUAAGUUUCCGCAGGCCUGAGCUUCCACCUGCAUUUCCCUACGGAGACACUGAUCGUAACCUUGCAAUCCCCUUCCGGAGAAAUGACCCCUUUCGUCACACCAUUGAACCUAAUGCAGGAAUAACAAUAGGGAAAUAUUCCCAGCAACAGUUUCGCCUGCAGCAGUCCUUUCUGGAGCAAGGAAGGUCCAUUGUUUCCAGGCAGUUGGAGAUGGGUUCCAGUGUUUUCAAGAGACACAGUUAUGCAGAGGGAACGCAAGAAAAUUACACAUCCUCCAGACAGUUUAUGAAACAUAGAGUUAUGAACAAUUUGGAUGAGACAGACUUUCACAGGGAGCAGACUGUUUCAAGCCAUUUCUACAGUGAAGGUCCUGGGCCAGGUUCUGGCAAAGGACACUAUGAUAGACUUAGAGGCAGGCCUCUACAGCUAGCCAUCGACCAACACUCAGAGCCAAACUUGCGUUCUGAUUUGGAGCCACAACCGGGCAACUACAGCCAGGACUACUUUUCCUCAGAGGAUCUUGGAGGCCAUGAUGGGCACAAUGCACCUCCUUUGGCUGGGAGAUAUGAAGGAAGUUCAUCCAAUAAGAGACCAACCGUAGGUCAGGCAUAUGCAUGUCAGAGCUCACCAACAAAUUUACACCCAGGUGAGAAGAAACUGUACCUGAAACAAUCAGAUCUGGACAAGGACCAAGACCCAGAUGCUAAGCAAGGCAUGAGGAGUUGGAGAAUUCAUUCAUAUCUGAGCACAUAUGAGGAUGGUGGAGAAGAAGGAAUAAACCAGCCAAUGGGUCCUGAUGCCUUUGAAGAUCCUCCAGCACCUCAACAGCCCAUGACAUUUGAGACCUCUGGUCCUCGCUUUGGAUUUAAGGAACCAUUGAGUGUUUCCACCAAACCAGAAAUUCCAAGACCACGCUUUGGAAAACCUAUUUUACCCGAAAGCACAAAAGACACUGUCAAAACAACUAAGGAUUUAUUUCCUUCUGUGGGUGAAACAAAGCCAUAUGUCUUUGAACGAGAAAUAGAGCGAGGAUCAACAAAAGAAAUGGGGGUGGAUUCUGAGGCAAAAGAGGCUCCAGAGCUUUUGUUGUCAAAGCAUGAGUCUUUUCGUUCACGCAUAAACCCACUCCUUCAACGCAGCUCCCGUCUGCGCUCCUCACUUAUAUUUUCAUCUUCAAAAGCAGAGAUGCAUGCUGGAAGUCUUGGUCUUCAGCCUGCGACAGAGCAGGAUGAAGAAUUGGACGCAGUUCGGACCUCCUCAAUAGUUGCCCAAAUUUUAGAAAAGAGGAGAAAUCGUGAGCCUUUUGAGUGGAGAAAGAAAGCGGAUGAGAAAGAAACAGAUAAAGAGAUGGAAAGUAAGGAGAAACAAUUAAACAGCAAGGAAACAGUGCAUGAAAAUCCAGUACAAAUAACACACGAAAAAACUAAAGAUGAGCCUCAUCAACCUGUAGCAGAGGCAGAGAUGAGAUCAACCAAAGAGACUGAAACCACUACAGAUGACGGUAAACCGCAGCCUACAUCAUUUUUGAAUAUGAAUGACCCAGCGAAUCGGCUUCAAUACUUCAAUGAUUUGGCUGCUAAGAGAAAAGCUUCAAAAAUGGAUACUGACCUGUCAUUAAAAGCUCCAGAGCCAGCUGAAAAAAAGCCAGACAUUGUGGAGAAACCUCUCCAUUCUACCACAGCAUUAAAGGCUCCCACUCCUUCUGUCCCAACUAUAGAAGCUGAACCAAAGAAGCUUGACAUAUCUUCAAGAAUUGCAGAGUUGACACGCAGAUCUUCAUUUAGCUCAUCAAAACCACCAAUAAUCUCUGCCAAGCCAUCAAGUUACCAGAAGCACACAGAUACAUCUCAAGCACCCAAAGAGGAGAGUGCCUCAGAGGGUCAAAAGAAAGACAUUUUUAAAUCAUUAAAACCUCUUCCUUCACCAAAAAUCUUUAAGAGAGACCCAUUGAAACUUAAAGCAUUGAAUCCUCGUCGUGUCUCAGCUGGUGAGGAGAUACUAACAACUGACGCAACAGAUGCAGAGAAAAGUGAACUAAAAAAGAUACGCUCUCAUAGUUCUUCAGCUCUACCCCGUGAUGAAUCAAAGGAAGGAUUUAAAAAAGUUAUGGGAUCCAAUACUUCAAUUAAUACCUUAGGGGAAGGAAAGGGUGAAGGCAAACCACUUGAUUUCCUUAAAAAGCAGACUCAGAGGUUAAAGGGAAUUUUAGGACCAAAAGACAGAAAAUUGUCUGUAGAUGACAGAGCCAUGGCUACAGUACCAGAAAUAUCAGACCCAGACAAAAAGUUGACCAAAGACUCUACUUCUUCUAAUAAUGCUGUCGUUACAAUAACUGCUACAACUACUGACCGGACCACAAGCACUAACAAGUCUACCGGUCCCACUGGAGCCACUCGAUACCAGGCACCUGGCAACUCAGUGCUUUCCAGCAGUAACCUACGAGAUGACACAAAAGUCAUUUUAGAGCAGAUUUCAGCAAAUAGCCAAAAGAAUCGUCAAGAGCGAGGAGAAGAGUCUGGAGGAGACAGUGACAGUGCUGACAAAGGGCUGGAGAAACAGAACUCCCUCAGACGAAACCGUUUUCUGAAACCACAGAGCAACACCCAGGAGCGGGAAGGCUUGCUGAAGAGAAUAGAAAGCCUGAGGAAGGAGAAGAAAGUCUACAGCCGCUUUGAGAUGGGGAAUAACCUGGGAUAACCAAAGAUGGAAGAGCGACCUCUUUUUUGGGACGUAUUUAUGCAAGAUGAUCAAAAUGACCCACUGCCCAUUUGUGCCAACGACAAUCUCAAAGUACCUCUGUGGCUUGGCAGCCACUCCUGGAUAUUUAUGAAAGCACACUUGAAUAGACAGCUCUUUAAAAAAACAAAGUCAGUUUGAAUGUGCCUAUUUGUAAAUUUACCUUUUAUGGUGAACAAAUGGUUAAAAUGCCUUGGCAUUUGAGUUAAUGAGUGAGUGAAUCAAAAAGUGUGCCAUUGGACCAGAUGCACAAUGGAAAAAAGACAACUACUAUAGCAACAAAAAAAGGUUGAUUACAUGAUUACACAGGCAACAUCUAGUAAAGCUAACAGCAUAAAUAAAUGAAGGCAAAAUGUGGAUGUAUAAGCAGAGGAUUAUAUUUGACGAGAAUUAGGUGAGUAUGAGGAGUUGGUGAUUUAUACAUUAAGAUGUAGGCCCAACGUCUAUCAGGAUAAGCAUUACUACUUAUAUAAAUAUGUAAAUAAAGCAGAAAUAGAUGUUUUUUUCA
Molecule: messenger RNA, 4516 nt
Organism: Periophthalmus magnuspinnatus
Lineage: Eukaryota; Metazoa; Chordata; Actinopteri; Gobiiformes; Gobiidae
Gene: sack1hb
Product: family with sequence similarity 83 member Hb
Exons: 8
Coding region: 298-3969 (1223 amino acids)
Biological process (GO): positive regulation of cell migration; protein localization to cytoskeleton; intermediate filament cytoskeleton organization
Cellular component (GO): keratin filament
Molecular function (GO): keratin filament binding
Source: RefSeq, a predicted model, not a curated record